Messenger RNA from Rattus norvegicus (Norway rat), 3292 nucleotides. The record is from RefSeq and is a predicted model, not a curated record. NCBI's taxonomy places the organism in Eukaryota, Metazoa, Chordata, Mammalia, Rodentia, Muridae.
UCUGUCGGGGGAGAGGGUGUAGAUAUCCUAACCAACCUGGACCUUCUUUCUAGACUCGCCCAGAGGAUGGUGAACGGUGGGGCCCGGGAAUUUGCUAGCCCCAGUUACUUCCCCUGAGAGAUUUCUGGAAAACGUAAGAAAUUCUCCUGCUGCAGCUGGGGUCUGGAUUCCUCCCGGCGGGAGCUACUGGGCACUACGUUGUACUGUAGGCUUGGAACAGGCUGGCGUCACCGGGUCGGGACUGUAAUGGGAACACCCUAGAAGGCCAGGGCGGCUGGGCCAGCGGGGCACUGAGGUACAGUGGAAGCGAUGCUACCCAGGUGUCCCCGGCUGUGAAGCUCCGGACUUGCCUCCGGUCGGAGAGUUAGCUCAGAGAAGCCGCCUGAUCAUCCUAGUGGGGCUUCCCAUCACAGCACCCCAGACACCCGAGUAAGAGAAAGUUGUCAGGCGGGUCGCCCAGCGCCUGGGUACAGCUCACGGGACUCCUAACCAAAUUGUAGCCCAGAACCAAAUUAGGGGUCUUCAUCUUGUUCCUAGGAUUAAGGAGUCCACCAUGAAAAUAAGCCUUUCGCUUCUAGUUUUAAAAACCCACCAUGAGGGUGGGAAGCCACCUGCCAAACACAUCGUGGACCAAUUGACCAGUUGUUUAGUCGAAGGAGACAUGCAUGUCUUUUUAUGUUCUCCUUCGUUGAAAAAGAAUUAAAAUAAAAUAAAAAGAGAGUGCGGGGAAUCUAAAGCAAAAGCGGAGGCAAAUGCUGUCUUGUCUGGUCCGCGAAGUUCAGUGCCAUCGCAGACUCCAGAACCCUCGAUGUUCUUCUUUGCCCUGCUUUACGCAGUCCUACUCUAGUUGAGCGUCAAGUUCAGCCCAGAGCCUCUUGGUCCAAUUAAUCCGAACGAUGCUGACGGUCAUCGGCAUGGUAGUUAACAGUGCCAGCCCAAGGCCGGUCCCAGCCACCCGCUUUCCAGCCCGCCCGCCGACCCAGCUCGCCCGUUGGCACUUACACUGCACAAGGCUGAAGAGUCCCACCAUCCGCCGCGGGCUCCCAGCUGCAAAUAAAACUUCCUGCGGUCGGUGCUGGCCGGCGGGGCCAGAGGACCAGGGCGCGGCGCCGCCUCCCUCGCGAUGCCAGAAUGUCCGUGGCCACUCGCCCACUCGCGCUCGCCCAGAGACCGACCGCCUAGUCUUGAGGAUUGCGGACAGCCGCUUCGCACAGCGAGAUGCAGGGCGAGGAGCCCGGGGUGGCGGACGCCAGGCAGACGCAGGCUGCGACGCGGAGCCCGGCGCGCGCCGAGCUCAGCUCCCCCUCCUCCCGCCUCGCUCCCUCCCUCCGCUCCUCUCUGUUGUUGCUGCUGUGGCAGACAAAUGUGAUGUGGGGCGCAGGGGAUUGCCACUGUCACAGGCGGCGUCUGCGUCCGCCUUGCCCGCCCUCGCUCGCUCUCGAGGAAGGCGACUGCAUUUAUCUGCAGGGCGUCCGGGCGUCCGCCGGGGAGCAGGAGCGCCGCGCGCAGAGCACAGCGCCCACAGCGCCCGCACCAGAGCAACUAAAGCAACCCACAAUUGCAUUUCCUUUCAAGCCGGUAACUUAAGUUACGAUGGCAAUUGAUUUACUUUAAAAAUAUAGAUUUGCUGGCUUCCUUUCAGACGUACGAAAUCAAAAUCUGCAAGAUCUGGAUCCAAGUUUUAUGCUUUAAACACCUUUCCUGGUAACUGGGACACUUCAGGCGCAGCUCCUCUCCACCAGAGACCACUGAAGCAUGAACACUUCUCUUCAAGGCCGGACUAGCAGCGAGACCUCAGAUAUUAACAUCUGUGUCUGUAAAGUGGCACAAUUGCUAUAAAUAAUCUCUCAGACCUUCCCUGUGUCUAUGGCCUGCCACGAGCCUUUAUCACCCAAUCCAGAGUACAUCAGGCUGAGAACGUGAAUAGCACUUCACAGAUUUUAAGAUACUCCCCCUUUAUAUCACACCUCAGCCCAUUAGUGUUGAAAGUACAAGGGGCAAGAAUUAGUCUCAUCUGUUUUCUGAUGAAAACACUCUAGAGAGCUGGGGUUAUGGUACAACCUUAGAGCGCUUGCCUGGGAUGACGUAGGCCCCAGUUUCAGUCCCCAGCACUUCAAUAGCAGCAACGAAACAAAACUCAAACUCAGUACCUAACUAACAGAAAGCCCAGCUUUGAUUAAGAAAAAAGGAGUAAGAUUUCUCCCAGGUGAAACAUGAACUGCACCAUGGUUUCAGACAGCAGCAGCUACCAUGUUUGUAAGUGUUUUGAUCCAACUAUCAUUAAGGUAGUAUAUAAAACAAGUAUGAUACAAAUAAUUUUUCUGUUGUAUGUUUCCCAGAAGAAACCUGUCUUGGUGAUGAAUAACCUUCCUUUGUGGCAGGCCUCCUACAACCCACCCCCAUCUUGAUCUCAGCCUUGUUCUGGGUCUCACUGAAGCAUUCUUUCCCCCAGUUGUUUGCAUUGCUACAAAACCAACCUCAGUACGCGAGUGGCUCACCCUCAGUAGUGCUUCCAUUAAAUCAGCUAGUGCAGUGUUUUAAACUGAUAAUGGUUUUUAAUGGACUAAAUGAUAAUGGGAUUGAAGUUAGUGAAACUUCUUUGGUUUCCUGAGAUAUGGUCUCACUAUGUAGCUUACGUUCUCCUUGGAUGCAGAAUCCACUUGCUUCCAGCUCCGGAACACUGGAGUUUCACAUCAGAGCCCACCGAAUUGUUUCCUUAUGGGAUAUCGAAGUGGAUUAAUCGGUUCAUGUUCCUUCACAAUUAGAGACAAUCAACACAAUUUUUACUUUCGCCUUUUUUCUUUUCUCAGAGGGUAGAUAUGAGCAAAAGACAAGAGAUAUCUGAAGCGAUGUGGACUAUGCAAUAUGAACAGACAAGAGAUAUCUGAAGCGAUGUGGACUAUGCAAUAUCAACAGACAAGAGAUAUCUGAAGCGAUGUGGACUAUGCAAUAUGAACAGACAAGAGAUAUCUGAAGCGAUGUGGACUAUGCAAUAUGAACUCCGUAGUGUAUAGUUUUUGAUAAUUUCUCAGUUUAUGCUUUAAAAACUUGUAUUUGUGACUUCUUUCAAUAAAAAUUUAACAUGUAGAAACAUAUACAUAUACAUAUAUACAUAUACAUUAUAUAUAUUAUAUAUACAUAUACAUAUAUAGCAUAUACAUUAAUUUUCAUGAAGGAAAUAAAUGCUUUACUCAUAAUCUCAUAGAACCAGUUACAGUUAAAAAGAAGGUUCAAAUCCCUAUGUAAGAUUUAGUGUUCAUCCUUUUUUUCCCAUUAAAGCAAAUCAAUUAAA